Messenger RNA from Wasmannia auropunctata (little fire ant), 3241 nucleotides. It is a transcript of the gene Gp150, whose product is annotated as extracellular matrix protein 2. The transcript is spliced from 9 exons. Bases 16 to 2952 code for a protein of 978 amino acids. Gene Ontology annotation, molecular function: protein binding. NCBI's taxonomy places the organism in Eukaryota, Metazoa, Arthropoda, Insecta, Hymenoptera, Formicidae. The record is from RefSeq and is a predicted model, not a curated record.
UCCAGAGCGCACUACAUGUGUUCUCAUCCCCCGUGUGUCGAAAAGUCCGUAUCCGAACUAUUCACAUAUGUGUCAGAAGUCGCACCAGUCUGCAAGCCGUCACACGAUUAUCUAACGUCAGCGUCUGUAGGUGGGGCAGUAACGUUGUGCAGUAACACGACCAGCGUUGCAUCGGGUGCACCUCAUUUGUUAAAAUCUCAGACAUCGCGAACGGAGCCACGGAGUUUGAAUUCCCGAAUCGUGUCCCGCGAACACGAUCACUUUCGAGUAUUGUCGAGAAUAAGCCCUAACAUGGAGAUCUCGGCAGCUUGGCUGCUGACCAUUUCCUUGGCGGUCGCUACCAUUACGAUCGAUGCAAGAACUACCCCGCCAUCCACUACGGAAGUCAUUCCGAGUAAAAAUGCGGAGGACAUCAAACCGACACCGAAAAGCAAUUUUAUAGACUAUGCUAGUCCCUUCACGAAUAUGAAGGACAUAUUGAUGCAAGAGAUCCAGACUUUAGACAAAGACGCUUCCGAUGCUAAGAUCCAGGAAGAGGUGGCGAAGACUUUAAAGGCCGAAGCGCAAAAAGAUAUAAAUUUCCAAGCGAAAAAAACUCUGAAACCGAACAAGACAAGUGUAUCAAAAUCGCUUUUGGGAGAAGGUGAGGAAUUGAAGAAACUCGAUGAUAUGCCCUAUGAGGAUAAUCUUAACGACGAGGAAAACGACGAUGACGAUGACGACGACGACGAUUUCAGCGACGAGGAAUACGAGGAGGAGGACAUGCUGCCGGGGGUGGAUGAUGAUGAAGAAGUUAUGACACAGUGCCCUGAUUACUGCAAGUGCGCCGGGCAAUACGCCGCUGCAACGACUGCAACAUGCACUAAAUUGGUGAAUGAGCAAUCCUUUGGGUCAAGCAUUGCCCAUCUGCGUAUCGAGAACGCCGGCGAGAUACGAUUAGGACCGAACGCUCUGCGAGCUCGCGGCCUUCAGAAUGUGGAGUCCAUCACUAUCGUCGACACGCGCAUAGUCGAACUAGAUCGCACGGCCUUCAACGGCAUCACGUACCUGUUCGCCGUGAACUUGACACGCAACGGUCUGCAGGACAUCCACCCGAAUACCUUCCAAAACAACACGCAACUCAGCCUGCUUACGAUCUCCGGUAAUCCGCUUAAGCAUAUGCAUGAGUCGAAGUCGGCGAAACACUAUCUUCUGCACGCACCAUCGGUCACCGAUUUCGAUUUCUCGUACAACGGUAUACUACGGCUGAAACGCACCGCCUUCUCCAAGAUGCACAGCCUCAAUUUCAUCAAUCUACGCGGCAACCGUCUAAGAGAAAUCGACAACAAAAUCUUCGAUUCGCUGAACCAGCUCGUAGAGGUGGAUCUUUCAGAUAAUAUCCUGGAUAAAAUUCCGACCGAUUUAUUCAUUGAUAAAGACGUGCAAAUUCUUCGCGUCGCUGGAAAUAAUCUAUCGACACUGGCUAAUAUAAUUUCCCCGAAAUUGACAAUGCUUGAUGCCUCGAGAAACAAAAUCAGAGUAAUCGGGAAAGAUGACUUGGAAGGCGUACCAUUAUUGGAUCAACUGUAUAUCAAGUCGAACAAUAUGAAGAGAAUCCAUCAGCAUGCUUUCAGCAAUCUCGAACAGCUACAGUAUCUGGAUAUCAGUGAUAACAAGCUCUCUUCUUUAACCGAGCAUCAUUUCAAGUCCAAUCCAAGACUGCUGGUUCUGCUGAUGAACGACAAUCCCGGUUUGCAAGUUCUGCCAGUUUUCAAAACUUACGACUUGGAAUACAAUACAUUCAGCACUAUCCGUUUCGAGUGCGCGAAUUGUGGUCUGGACAGCCUCAAGGCAGGUACGUUCGAUGAAAUGCCGGCGCUGACUCGGCUGAAGCUCUCGAAGAAUCGCCUGACCGGUCUGCCCGACGGAUUCCUGGAUAAUCUUUCGUCUCUUCGAGAAUUGGAUUUGUCUGAUAAUAUCAUCUCUACUAUUCAACCCAAAAUGUUCCGCGGCGCCAUAAACUUGAGCAAGCUGAACCUUGCUCGCAAUCCAUUGAGAACAUUGCAAGUGACGCCGUUCCUGGACUUACCAGGACUCACCAAGUUGGACGUGAGCCGGUGCAAUCUCGAGCGCGUCUGGAGCGAAGCUAGAGUGCCGUUGAAGAGUCUUCGGUUCCUGUCGGUUCGCGGUAAUCUUCUACGGCGAAUCACCGUCGAGGAACUUAGGGCCACGCCGCAACUCACUGGUCUGGAUUUGUCGCACAAUCCUCUGGAUUGUGACGCCGAGUUCACUGACGCCGUGCAAUGGCUUACUGAUCAUGGUGUUUCACCAACAGAGGUACUCGAGAUCGUCAAUGACAAGUAUGAUGAUAUUGAAGAUAUUGAUAGCUUGAUAUCAACGAUGGACAUCACCGAGUGGACAGACUUGGCGAAGAUAGUUUGCGAUGGAAUCGAGGAUGGUCCACCAGCCAGAUCGCUUCCUAGCAAAGGCACACACGAGAAAGAAAUUCCUCUAGAUCUGGAUAUUAUAGAGGAAUCCGAUCCUUUCUUGAAAAACGAGCUUGAUAACGACGAGAAGUUGAGCAUCGAUCACGGCAUGCAGCAUAUCGAUGAGCCGCGACUCACGGAGGAUCAAGAGUACGACGGGGACUUCGCGGUCACCACGGAAUAUCACACUUGGUACAACUUCAAACCCGGCUUCAAAGUCUGGCUGGUUUCCGGCACCGUCCUGUCUGUUCUCGUGAUCUUCCUAUUGGCAGCACGUAUCGCCUGCUGCUUGGCGAACAAACGAGGACGGGGUCCUGUAAUCAGGCCACCCCUGAUUCUCCGUCCAGGUCUGGUCGACAACAAAAACUGCGGUUUGGUGUACAAACCUUUGCAAGAAGAAAUAGCCACGCCUCACAUGCCGAAACGCGGCAGCUUCUACUCGAGCAGCACCUUCCAUUACGACAAAAUUGUACCAGAGAGUGUAUAAGAGAAAUUUGCUUCCUGAUUAAUUAAGUCGCCAAUUACGGGGCGACCGACCGAUGUGCUUGGUCGUGAACGGCGGACCGUCGAAGAUCAUUUUUGCGCCGUUCUCGCGAAUCAAGUGAAGUUCUUCAGACUGUUAUUAGGUGAACGACAAAGCCGAUGAGGAAUAAUUAGAUAGAUAUUCCUUCGAACCAUACAGCUCACGAUAUGUGAUCUUAUUGGUAAAUUGUAGUAUAAUCGUUUUUAUUGAAAGAGUAUAACUAUGUCGAGCAUUUAAUUCGAUCUCCUGAAAA